AUGGCAUCAACACUCCUCAGCCUCUCUUUGCUGGUCCUUUUAAUUGCUGCAGGCACCGUCGAGUCCUCAGUUACCAAACGAUCCAAAUCCAACCCAACAGACUUCAUCAAGUCCUCAUGCAAGGCCACUCGGUACCCCGUCGCGUGCGUUCAAAGCCUCUCGGGAUACGCAAACGCGAUUCGCCAAAGCGACCAGCAACUAACAAUCACGGCCCUGUCAGUGAGCGUAUCAAGGGCCCAGUCAUGCGCAUCAUUCGUGAAGAAGAUGGGCUUAGUGAAGGGGAUGAAGCCCAUGGAGUACAGUACUGUGAGAGAUUGCAUAGAUAAUAUGAAUGACAGUGUUGACCGUUUGAACCAAUCGGUUAAGGAGUUUGGGCUUGUGGGUAAGGGUAAGGGCAAGGGGAAGGAUUUGGCGUGGCACAUGAGCAACGUACAGACUUGGGUCAGUGCUGCUAUCACUGAUCAGGCCACGUGUCUUGAUGGGUUUGAUGGGCCCCACGUUGAUAGAAAGUUGAACGCUGCGAUUAGGCCCAAGGUUGUGGACGUUUCUCAAGUCACUAGUAAUGCCCUUGCUUUCGUGAAUCGAUUUGCAUCGAGGCACCGUGCUGCUGCUGCACUCACUAAUUAA
Abrus precatorius (Indian licorice) is the source of this 627-nucleotide messenger RNA. RefSeq names its product 21 kDa protein-like. NCBI's taxonomy places the organism in Eukaryota, Viridiplantae, Streptophyta, Magnoliopsida, Fabales, Fabaceae. Bases 1 to 627 code for a protein of 208 amino acids. The transcript has a single exon. The record is from RefSeq and is a predicted model, not a curated record. Gene Ontology annotation, biological process: negative regulation of catalytic activity. Gene Ontology annotation, molecular function: enzyme inhibitor activity.